AUGGUGCCUUUGAUAACUUUCCUGUACGCCUUUCUGAGCAUCCUAAUCACUUUCGCAAAUGCGUUUGUGAUAUCUGCCGUCUACUCAACGCGUGCACUUCGAAGGAUUACAAAUUAUUCCCUGGUUUCGUUGGCCAUCGCUGAUCUUGUUGUUGGUAUGAUUGUACUUCCUGUAAGGAUAUGCGAAGCACAAGACUUUCGCAAGUCGCAAAAUUUUAGUUGGUGCCAAUUUUCACUGAGUCUUACAUUGCUCAGUUUGUCUGCUUCUGUUUUGAAUCUUUUAAUUGUUACUGUAGAGCGUUACUUUGCUAUAAUUUUGCCUCUUUCGUACUCGAGUAAAGUUACUGCUCGGCGAAAUUUUUAUGCAAUAAUUCUCGUCUGGUUUGUUGCAAUGUUUACCUCGUUCUUGCCGUUCGUUACUCUGAGGAACAUGACAGCUAAAGAGCGUGGCCGAGAACACAAGAUUUGCCGAUUUGCAGACACGAUGAGCCCAGAAUAUUUGACAUUUUUUUCAGCUGCCAUUGUUUUAAUUCCAACUUUGUUCAUCUCCGCCGCCUACUUGAAAAUUUACCGUGCAGCAGUCAAGCUGAGAGGAAGACUGAAAGCUUUACAAGUGCAGCGGGAUGGAAAUCAUAAUAUUGCAAAGGCGUUAAAGGAAUCUAAGGCUGCUAGAACGGUUGGGAUUGUGGUAGGAGUAUUUUAUCUGUGCUGGAUUCCUUUCAUGGUAGCAGUCAUUUUGAGCGCUUUCGUCAAAAAUUUGAUCACCCCAGUCGUAGUUCUGGUCAUCUCUGUUCUUAUCUAUAGCAAUUCCGCCAUUAACCCAGUCCUCUACGGUUAUUUGAAUCGCGACUUCCGGUUGGCUUACAAAAGAAUGUUUUCGAGAAUUUCCUUACCAAGCGCAUGCGCAAGAGUCCAUCCUCGCGAAAGAAGAAGAUGUUAUGAGUUACCAGAGUUAUCUACGAGUUCUCAGCCUGGUCAAGGGCUAUAUAUCAGUGACAGUGCGUUGUGA
Molecule: messenger RNA, 1008 nt
Organism: Pocillopora verrucosa
Lineage: Eukaryota; Metazoa; Cnidaria; Anthozoa; Scleractinia; Pocilloporidae
Product: beta-2 adrenergic receptor-like
Biological process (GO): adenylate cyclase-activating adrenergic receptor signaling pathway
Cellular component (GO): plasma membrane
Molecular function (GO): G protein-coupled receptor activity
Source: RefSeq, a predicted model, not a curated record